Prunus armeniaca (apricot) is the source of this 4104-nucleotide messenger RNA. The record is from the annotation of a GenBank genome assembly. NCBI's taxonomy places the organism in Eukaryota, Viridiplantae, Streptophyta, Magnoliopsida, Rosales, Rosaceae.
AUGUCUAAUAUGGCAGGAUCGAGUACCUCUGAGCUGCGAACUCCAAUUUUCAAUGGCGAAAAUUAUGAGUUCUGGAGUAUCAGAAUGAAAACUAUUCUAAAAUCUCAUGGUUUAUGGGAUCUGGUCGAGAAUGGGUUAAGUGACCUAGAUCUGAAGAAGGAGAAAGAGGAGGCUGUAGACACUGAGAAGUCUAUGGUGGUUCAGACUCUGAUGAAGGAUGCUCGUGCACUUGGAUUGAUCCAAAGUGCUGUUUCAGAUCAGCUAUUUCCAAGGAUCGUGAAUGAGGAAACUUCGAAGGGGGCUUGGGAUAUUCUGAAGCUGGAAUUCAGAGGAGAUAAACAGGUACGAAAUGUCAAAUUGCAAGGGCUGCGUAGGGAAUUUGAAUAUACCCGCAUGAAGGAUAGUGAAUCUUUAUCUGUAUAUCUGGUUAGGUUGUUUGAUAUAGUAAAUCAUAUGAAGAGUUAUGGUGAGGAACUAUCUAGAGAGAGAAUUGUCCAGAAACUAUUGUUUAGUUUACCUAAAUCUUAUGAUUCUAUCUGCUCUGUAAUUGAACACUCUAAGGACCUUGAAACACUUGAGGUUCAAGAGGUUGUUGCUUCACUGAAGAGCUUUGAGCUCAGAUUGGAUAGACACACUGAGAAUUCUACAGAAAAGGCCUUCACUAGUCUGAAUGUUGGUAGGAAAAACCUUGACCCUAGUCUGAAUGUUGGUAGGAAAAACCUUGAAAAUGGAAUUGUUUCUGCAGAUCAAAUAUCUCAGAAAAAUUGGAAAUCCAACGAUGGAAACAAAAUGGCCUGCAAACAUUGUGACAGAUUUCAUUAUGGAAAAUGUUGGUAUGAAGGAAAACCUAAAUGCCAUGGUUGUGGGAAGCCUGGACAUAUGAUCAGAGAUUGCUAUGGACACAAGAAUGUGCAGAGAGUGAAUUAUGCAAAUCAGGAGGAAGAUUGUGGCACUUUGUUUUAUGUGUGUAAUGCUGCAACUGAUGUGAAGGUAAAUCACUCUUGGUAUAUUGACAGUGGUUGUAGUAACCACAUGACAGGAGAUGAGGGACUUUUGGUCAAUAUUCAAAGGAAUUCGAGCUCUAAGGUGAAGAUGGGAACUGGAGAAGUGGUCCCAGUUGCUGGAAAAGGGACUUUGGUGAUAAAAACUAAGUUAGGCAAGAAGCACAUUCAUGAAGUAAUGCUUGUACCUGGCCUUGAAGAAAAUUUGCUUAGUGUUGGGCAAAUGAUGGAACAUGGCUAUCACCUUGUGUUUGGAGGAAAUGUGGUGAGUGUUUAUGACAAUCAGUCACUAGAAAAUCUGAUUGUAAAGGUGCAGAUGACAAAUAACAGAUGCUUUCCAUUGACAAUGAUGCCUGCGAGUGAGUUGGUCCUAAAAGCAAGUGUCACACAUUGCUUGCAGACAUGGCAUAAGAGGCUGGGGCAUUUAAAUGAAAGAAGUAUAAAAUUGCUUGAGAACCAAGGGAUGGUUCAUGGCUUACCUCACUUGGAGCAGAAGUCAGUCGUAUGUGAUGGUUGUAUGCUUGGAAAACAGCAUAGGGAUUCUUUCCCUUUGGAAUCCACUUGGAGAGCUUCAAACCCUUUGGAAUUGGUUCACACAGACAUCUGUGGACCAAUGAAAACAGAAUCAUUAUCUGGAAACAGGUACUUUCUACUGUUUACAGAUGAUUUUACUAGAAUGUCAUGGGUGUACUUCAUCAGAAAUAAGUCAAGUGCAUUGGAAUGUUUUAGAAAAUUCAAAGCUAUGACUGAGCUGCAAAGUGGGUAUAAGAUAAAAGGCUUGAGAAGUGACAGGGGUGGAGAGUUUCUAUCUGGAGAAUUCAACAAGUUUUGUGAGGAAUCUGGUAUUCAAAGGCAGCUAACUAUGGCAUAUUCUCCACAACAAAAUGGAGUGGCCGAGAGGAAGAACAGGACAGUAGUGGAAAUGGCCAAGUCCAUGUUGCAUGAGAAAGGUGUUCCCUAUGAGUUUUGGGCAGAAGCUGUAAAUACAGCAGUCUAUCUGCUGAAUAGAUGUCCUACCAAGGCUCUUAACAAGAUAACACCAUUUGAAGCUUAUACCGGCAGAAAACCAGGAAUUGCACAUUUAAAAAUAUUUGGAUCUCCUUGUCAUGUGCUUAUUCCUUCAGCAUUGAGGCAUAAGCUUGAAGAAAACAGUCACAAGUGUAUUUUUGUAGGCUAUGGUCUCUGUGAAAAGGGAUAUAGGCUGUUUGAUCCAAGUACUAGGAAGAUAAUUCUGUCCAGAGAUGUGCAAUUUGAUGAAAAUGGCUUAUGGAAGUGGGAAAAUACAAAUGAAGAAGAAAUGGUAGUCCCUUUGCCUACUGAGAAUCAAAGCUGUGAACCAAGUCAAAGCUUGGAUACAUCACUGCAAAUGGAUGAAGAAGUCACAUUACAAGCUGAACCAAGUCAAAGCUUGGAUACACAAACUCAAAUAGUUGAAGAUACCACUCUGCAAGAUGAAGGCAUAGGUGAAAGUUCUCAUUUCUUUGAUCACACACCAAAGAAAUGGAGAAGUGUAAGUGAAAUCAUGGCUAAGUGUAAUGUGUGUAUUGUGGAACCUGAAAAUUAUGAAGAUGCAGCUCAAGAUGAGUCAUGGAGAAAGGCAAUGGAAGCUGAACUGGAAAUGAUAGAAAAAAAUGACACUUGGAAACUUGUCGAGAGACCAUUUGCUAAACCUGUGAUUGGUGUUAAGUGGGUCUACAAGACUAAACUGAAUCUGGAUGGUACUGUGCAGAAAAACAAGGCUCGUUUAGUGGCUAAAGGCUACUCACAAAAGCCCGGUAUUGAUUACAAUGAGACUUUUGCCCCUGUGGCAAGGCUAGACACCAUUAGGACUUUGAUUGCUCUUGCUGCACAUAAGGAAUGGAGCUUGUAUCAACUAGAUGUGAAAUCUGCAUUUCUUAAUGGAGUUUUAAAAGAGGAAGUAUAUGUGGAGCAACCACAAGGAUUUGUAAAGAAGGAUGAGGAAACAAAGGUAUACAAGUUACACAAAGCUUUGUAUGGUUUGAAGCAAGCACCAAGAGCUUGGUAUGACGAGAUUGAUGCCUAUUUCAACAAGGCCGGUUUCAAGAAAAGUCCAAGUGAGGCAACUUUAUAUGUUAAGGCAGAAGGUUCAGAUGUUCUUAUUGUUUCUCUAUAUGUUGAUGACAUAGUGUACACGGGUAGCAGCUCUCAAAUGAUUGAAGAAUUUAGGAGAGAUAUGAUGGAACACUAUGAGAUGACAGAUUUGGGAGUAUUACACCAUUUUCUUGGAAUGGGGGUGAUUCAGUCUAAACAAAGGAUUUUCUUGCAUCAGAAGAAGUAUGGACAGAAGCUGGUUGAAAAAUUUGGUUUGAAAGAUUGCAAAAUAGUGGCUACACCACUUGCAAUGAAUGAGAAGUUAAGUAAGAAUGAUGGAAGUGAGGCUGCAGAUGAAGGAGAAUAUAGACAGAUUGUGGGCAGUUUGCUCUACUUGACUGCAACUAGGCCUGACAUAAUGUUCGCAGCUAGCCUCUUGGCAAGAUUCAUGCACAAUCCCACCAAGAAACACAUGGGAACUGCUAAAAGGGUAUUGAGAUACAUUCAAGGAACAAUAGACUUUGGAAUUGUAUUUGAGAAAGGAAAAGAAACUACUCUUAUUGGCUAUUGUGAUAGUGAUUGGGCAGGAAGUGAAGAUGACAUGAGGAGUACCUCAGGGUAUGUUUUUACUAUGGGAUCGGGAGUGUUUUCGUGGGCUUCAAUUAAGCAAAAUACUGUUGCUUUGUCUACAGCAGAGGCAAAAUAUAUAAGUGCUGCAAAGGCUACUUCUCAAGCAAAGUGGCUGAGAUUUGUACUUGAAGAUUUUGGAGAAGAACAGAUUGAAGGAACACAGAUAAUGUGUGAUAACACAUCAGCAAUUGCUAUGGCAAAGAACCCUGUUUUCCACCAGAAGUCAAGGCACAUUAACAGAAAGUUUCAUUUCAUUCGAGAAGCAAUUCAAGCCAAGGAGAUAGAACUUGUCUACUGCAGAACUGAGGAGCAAAUUGCAGAUAUUCUGACUAAAGCUUUGCCUAAGGACAGGUUUGCAUACUUAAGGGAAUUACUUGGUGUUAAGUCGGCUAAAGGAUUAGAAGGGAAUGUUGGUGUGUAA